UCAUUUUUGGUAUCAUUUGACUCCGAAAAGUCAAAGGAAGUAGACGUGUGUUGCUUUAUUUUGCCGCUUUUCUUGUACGUUUUGCUAAAAUAAGGAAAUUACAUUUUUUUUGUUAACAAUUUUUGGAAUUAAGUUUUUUCGUUAUCAUUUCGUUCGGUUGUUUCGUUACUUGGUUUUCGUUUUGAAAAUUGGUUUUUGUUUUGUUUUUUUAAAUCAAAGAGUGGAAAACACGGACAACGGUCGGACAAACGUACAAAUAUCAAAAAAAGAGAAACAAGAAACUGUGAAACGGUGUGAAAGUAAAUUGGUUUUUUUUUUUGAAGAAAUAUUUUCGUUGAUAAUUGUUAGUGACAUUGUGGAAUAAGAACCAAAAACGUGUGCCGGUCAAAAGAGUGUUUUCGGUUUUUUAUUUUUCGUUCAAAUAAAUGGACUCAAUCCAAAAACUCUAUAAAUGCCCCAACCAUCCAUUGUGCGUGAUCUAAAUUCCAAAUAAUGGCAACGAAUGGGGGAACUCUUCAUCAAGGGCUUCCCCCAACACCUCGGAUAAAUCUGAACUGUUCGCAAUGCGGCGUUAUGUUAGACACCGUUGAAUCGUUAAACGUGCACAACAUGCACUACCAUUCCGAUCACAUCAAUCGCUGGGGUCCGCCACCACCAAACGGCGCCGCCAACAAAUCCUCAUCAUCGACCGCAUCGAAUUCGCCGACCGAUUCGGAAAAUAACAAUCAACCCAAGCACAACAUACACAACAUUCAGCAUUCAUCGAAAAGUGUGUCACCGCUGCACAAUACCGUUUCGGCCGCAGCCGAUUCAAGUGAUAAUCAACCGUCGACGACCCAAUCGUCAUCGACCGGUCACGAACCGAGACUCAUUUACGGCGGAUACGGCAUGAGUAAUACGGCACCGACGUUUCAGCAUCAAUUGCCGACCGGCGAUCCGCAUUUUCAGCCGUAUAUUCAGUCGUAUGACCAGUAUUACCACUUUCAUAAUGUUGAAUACGGCAUGCCUCCUCCACCGUUUUUAAAUAGUCAAGCGUCAUCCCAACAAGAGUACAAACCAGUGCCUUCAAACAGAUAUCAUCCAUACAUUAACCACACACUACCGACACAUCCGAAUUCGAUCAACAGUUCUGUGAGUCCGCGAAAUGUUAGCUCGUCGAGUCCCACACAUAACAGUAAUGUUAUGCAGCAACAGCAAUCGACAACAUCGUCGCCAUCGAAUCAAUUGAUACCAACCAGUCAGCCGACACCAUCACCUUCGCCGAAUCAAUGUGAUAAGUGUGGUCACAUAUGUGAAACUGCUAGUCAAUUGGGCGAGCACUAUGCGACUGCACAUGGCAGCGCCGGACACAACGAACCGAAUAGAAAUUCCGGUUCGAAUGAAAACGGUGAAAUCGGCUCAUUUCCGUACAACCACUACAUUAAGGAGGAACAGCCGUGUGACAUUCUGGACCUGGACUCACAGAAAAUGGUUUAUUCACCGAAUGAUGACCACAGUCAACAAGGACCGUUGCCGCCGAUGCAUUCUCUGCAUCAUUUGCAACGACCGUUGCUAUGGUCGCACGAACAUCAUGGACUUCCGUAUUCGCAAGACGUAAAGCCGGUACUGUUUCCGACAACGCUCGUACCGAAACAGGAAUUUUCGUCGGCUGCAAUCAAACAGGAAUACAUUCAUCAUCAACCUCAGAUCGGACAUCAACAAGAUGUGAAGCCAUUUGCUAGUGAUGUCAGUGGAGGACAAGUGACCUCAAGUCCUUCAGAGUUUCCAUCGACGACCACUCCGCAAGAGAACGGUGCACCGUUUCGAACAUCGUUUGAGGCGGCCACCUCAUCGCUGCCAACGAACACAGCAACCGGAAAAAGUUCGUCGUGGAAAUCGAAUGAGGCGCGUCGACCAAAAACGUACAAUUGUACCGCUUGCAAUAAGUGGUUCACAAGCUCCGGCCAUCUGAAACGGCAUUACAAUACGACAUUGCACAAGAAUGCCGUAAAAUCCAGUGGCCAACCAGAUCCGGCCACAAUGCCGAUCAGCAUUCACCAUCAUCCUGCACGCGACACAAACAAAAACAAUCAUCAUCAUCGAGGCAGUCCUGCUCAGGCGCCACAACCACCAGCACCAUCGGAACAAUCGGGCAGUCCGGAAUAUAAUUCACAAUACACGCCGCCGUUGGGGUUUCAACAAACUCAGGGAUUUCAACAGUAUGGAACAGCGCUAGCAAUUCAUUCAACUACAGGGAAUUCCCCAAACGGGCAAGCAGGUCCCUCCGUCCUUGCAUCCCAACCGAGGGGCCUGCUGAUCUUAUUGAACAACACGGGAACUCAACAAGUGCUCCCGGAGGAGGAGCAGCAGCAGCAAACUUUUAUGCAGCAAAUCACUCAAUCCCACACCACCAAUUCACCGGAUCCAUACAGCAUCACCAACCCUAUAACUAUCAACACCAACAUCACCACCACGGCAUUGUCUCCGGACAUCCGGGACCAGGAGCAGUUGGAUCAGAGCUAUCUCACUAUUACUGGUAACAGUUUGGACGGCAGUCACGAAAUGAUUUCGCCGGACACGCCCGACUACAGUUCAAUGCUUCACAUGGUAAACGAUCAGUCCAUGCUGUCGUAUCAAACGUCGGUGCCACGCCACGAGACAACGAUUCGUCGUUUAAUGGGCGGUGUGGCCGCCUACCAAGGUGAUAGUCUGUCGCAACGCUAUGCACCAAAUUCGCCCGACAUUCCAGACUCAUACCAGAAAAUGAUAGGCCGCGACGAUCCGGUCAUACCACAAUCGGCAUCACAGCAUCGAUCACCAUCGGAUAUUGCAUCAUCGGCAUCCCAGGCUUCGUCGACGACGACGGACGAAACGGCAUCAGCGGUGCAUCGGUGCGGUCCGUGUGUUAAGGUAUUUAACAAAGCUUGCUAUUUGACUCAACAUAAUAAGACUUUUCACAGCGGUGAGAAGCCGUACAAAUGUCAGAAAUGCGGAAAACGUUUUCCUUGCGGCCAGUCGCAUGAAGAGCACAUCGCCAAGCAUGGCGCUGUUAAGCCAUUCAAGUGUGAUCAGUGUACGAAAAGUUUCAAUCACAAGACCGAUCUCCGGCGACACAUGUGCUUGCAUACCGGCUCUAAGCCGUACACAUGUUCGAUUUGUCAUAAGGGUUUUAUCCGAAAGGAUCACAUGAUGAAGCAUACGGAAACGCAUACGCGUAAAUCGGCCUUGUUGGCGAAAAAGCACGGCGUUUUAGUGAAAUGAAAUCGAGAGUCAAGUUUUCGUUCGACAGCGAGCCCAUUCAGUCUAAAGUUCUGUGUGAAAAGAAACGAAAAAAGUUUUUUUUUCAAAAUCCAAAUAUUUUCAGCGAAAAUUUUUUGUUUUUUUAUUGUCGCGCUUUAUUCUCAUCAUUCCAUACUCUACAUCCUACUACACACACACUAUACACCUACUGAGCGAAAUGUUUUCCUUUUUAUGAUUUCGCUUAUGAUUUUCAUGUAUAACACACUAGUCGCAAACACUUUUCUCUCUCUACACUGACACACACUUUGCUUUUACAUUAAUUUUUGUUUCAAAAGUUUUCCUCAUUUCUGAUUUUUGAACGGACGUUUUGCUUUUGUAAUUUUCGAAAUUUUUUGGUUUUUUGUUCAAAUAAAUGUUGGAUUUCGAUUUAUAACGUCAGACACACAG
Bradysia coprophila is the source of this 3666-nucleotide messenger RNA. It is a transcript of the gene zld, whose product is annotated as zinc finger protein zelda. The record is from RefSeq and is a predicted model, not a curated record. Gene Ontology annotation, cellular component: nucleus. NCBI's taxonomy places the organism in Eukaryota, Metazoa, Arthropoda, Insecta, Diptera, Sciaridae. Gene Ontology annotation, molecular function: DNA-binding transcription factor activity, RNA polymerase II-specific; RNA polymerase II transcription regulatory region sequence-specific DNA binding. Gene Ontology annotation, biological process: regulation of transcription by RNA polymerase II.